Molecule: messenger RNA, 1326 nt
Organism: Cryptosporidium muris RN66
Lineage: Eukaryota; Apicomplexa; Conoidasida; Eucoccidiorida; Cryptosporidiidae
Exons: 1
Coding region: 1-1326 (441 amino acids)
Source: RefSeq, a predicted model, not a curated record
AUGUCUGAUAAAAGACUUAUUAAUAAUUUACCAUAUUUUACAGAUGAUCAGAUGGUAAUAUUGAAUAUUUUAUUCCCAGGUUUAACUAAAUCAUAUGAAAAUUUAACAAAUAAGAUUUUUAAAUUAAUUUAUAAGAAAAUUAAAGAAUUUGAUAAUAAUAUUAAAGAUUCAGAUUUAUAUGAAAUUAUUAGAUGGGGAAUUUCUUUAAUUAUUACACAUUCUCUUGAAGAUAAAAAUGGUGAAUUAGCAUUUGUUCCACUUGCAACAAUAAUACCACAUGUACAUUUAAGUAGUGGUAAUAGUGAAUUUUUAAUUCAUAUUCCAACAAAUUCUUCAUUUAUAUGGCACUUUUAUGAAAGUCCAAAUAAUCAGAAUAUAAAAAUACCAUAUAUUAUAAAUGAAUCUAAAAAUCAAGAAAAAUUACUUGAAAAUAAUAAUACUAAUCAAAAUAAUAAUCAAGAAUUUUUUUUAAAAAAUAGUAUAAAAAAUGAAAUAAAUACAUUAAAUAAUAAUGAAAAUUUUAUAAAACUUUAUAGUUAUUAUGGUAAAUUAAAUAAUAUUAAAUUUUUAAUUCAAUAUGGAUAUAUAAUUCAUAAUAAUAUAUAUUCAACAACAUGGUUUUUAAGAAAAAUACCUUUUAAUAAUGAAAAUACAGAAAAUAAUAUGACACAAGUAUUAUAUGGUGCUGAUAAAAUUAUUUAUAAUUUAGAAAAUGGAAUAGAUUCAUUACCAAAUUGGCUAUAUAAUGAAAAAGUUUUAAAAGGAAAUGAGAUGUCAUAUCAUAUAUUUAAUAAAAAGAAAAUAGAAACUAUUAUAUAUAAUAAUAUAAAUAAAGAUUCUGAUAUUAUAAAUAAUAAUCUCAAAUGUGAUUACUCAGUAUUUAAUAAUGGUGCUGGAUUAGGUAUUGGUACUUUAAUAUUUAUUAAUAAUUAUGCAAAUAUAAUUGAUCCAAAAGAUUUCAUUGGUGGAAUAAAUUUGAAAGUAUAUUUAUGUUUACGUGAAUUAAUGUUUGGUCAUAUUAAAUUAUUUAUUGAAAAAGAGAAAUUAAUCACUAAUUUCAUUUUAAAUAAUUGUGCCUCAAGGGUUCAACAACUUACUCAAAUUAAAAAUAAUUUAAUUGACAAAUUUAUGUAUUAUAAAAAAAAAUUUUUUGAAAAAGAUUACUUAACAAUGUUUGAUCAAAUUAAUAUUGAUUCUAAAAAAAAACAAGAAAUUAGAAUUAAUAUAAUGAUAUUACAUACAGUACUUGAAGAAUUAUAUUCAAUGAAUAUAUGUUUAAAAUAUUUUAAAAAAUUAAAUAUAUAUCUUAAAAAAAAAAAGAAAUAA